AUGGGAGUGGAUUGUGAAUGUGCAUCAGUUGUCUUGGGUGGAGUAUACAUUCCUCUGAACUCAUCAGAAGAUAUCUACCUUGGUCAUUGCUCAGCAGUUGAAACUAUUAGAAACAAUAGGCCAGAUGUACCUGUAUAUUUAUUUGGCGACUACAAUUUACCACUGGCUUCUUGGGCUCACUCAAAUGAAGAGGGAUUGCUCGUUGACUGCCAAGAAAACUAUCCAGCAAAGCUGAUAUGCGAAUGCUUUUCUUACCUAAACCUGAGGCAAUCAAAUAUCAUACCAAAUCAAUGUGGAGUAUUUUUGGAUCUGAUUUUCCACAGGAUUGAAGAUUAUCAGAAACUGUUACUUACGAUGGAAUAUAUUAAUGGUUUGUUAAAAAGUUUUGAAGCUGAAGUUCCCGCUUAUCUCAAAUCACUUCUUAUAUACAACGGAUUUGAUAAUUUAUAUUCCCUUUCACAGUUUAAUAUUGAUGAAGACAUUGAGAGAAUGGAGUGUUAUGCAAGGGACGUCCUUUCAAAGGUAUUGAAAGGAGAAGAAAAAAAAGCAAUGUUUGGAAUUGUCAGCGAAGAAUGCUCUCUAUUUAAAAUUCCGGAAGGCCAUAAAAAGCUUUUGCGCUUUGUAAAGGAAGAAUCAGAAAAAAAAAUUAAACUGCUAAAACGUCCACUUCUUUGUGAAAGGUCUGAAGGCUGUCCAGCUGAAAAAACUUUCCCCAAAAAGAGAAGAACAGUGACAAAUAAAAGUACAUCUCGAUCUGAGAGUGGUAAUGAAGGCGAUGGUUUUUGUACUCCAAAUGAUGGUUGUGUUUCUCAAGAUGAAGAGCAAGUUAAUUAUGCGAUGCAGCAUGUUUUAAAUAUUAGUCGAAGCUAUAUCGAUAAAUUUUCACGAAAUGAAUUCGACAAAGGCAAAAUUAGUGAAGAACGAUUACAAGAUGUUUUAAAUAAUUCCAAAAACCUUAAAGUCAAAAUGGAUGGUGAAUUUACUGCAAAAAUAUCUUGCCCUUUAUGUACAUUUAUUUCUUCAGCCUAUUCAGUGAAGAACUCCAAAACCGGAAGAAAAUGGGUGAUUUCAAACUUCCUGAGACAUUAUAAAAUACAUUUUAAAGAUGAUGGAACCAACUUAACUAAAAAAUUACCGAUUAAACCGCAGAAACCCGAAAUUCAGACCACUAUACUUAACUUUAUAAAAAAAGAUGCUAAUAAAAAAUGUGACUUAAACCAAGAUUUUGAAGAUCCAAGAGGAAAUCUCUUUGACCUAACCGAUCCCAAUACAGAUUUAAAUUAUGGAGCUUCGACAUCAUCUGGAUUGCACUUGGAAUUGACUACUGAAUUGAGUCAAAAUGAUUCGUUCAUUGACCAAAAUUACGAAAUUCAUGAUGAGGCACAGCAAAAUAAUCCUAAUGGGGUUUUUUUACACUAUAACACAGACCUCGACACAGACUCUCCAACAGAUAAUCAAUCGUCGAGUCAACUAAGAACAAUUGUUGUUAAUGAUUUUUCUACUGAGGAACAUCAAGGAGCCAGCCAAGUUGUAAAUGAUAUCCCAGUAUCUGAAUUAGAGUAUAAUCCAGACAAUUCAUCUCCAUUGGAAGAUUUUUUCUUUCUUGACAAUGUAGCGGAAAUCAAUCAAAGCAAUAAUGGUUCUGAAAAAGUAAAGUCUCCCAAAGCUAAAUCUUUAUUUGAUGAUAGCAAUUCCAGAAGAGAAAGAAGCUUGCGCAUAUUAAAUGAGUUACCAUAUCAUCAAACACAAAUAACAACUUUUCUAAAUACCAUAAAUCAUGCCAUAGACACUAACCCAGAAGUUACAAACACCUCAAGUAUCCUUACCGAAAAUCAAGGCAUUAAUAAAUUUAAUUAUGGCACCAAAGGCCUACUAAAAUAUCUAUUAGACUCAGCAAUAAGAAACUCUAAAAAUAAAUCAGGACACACAAAUAAAUUUGAUGAUGGAAUGAAACGAUUCUGGCUUUAUAUAUUCAUUAGCGCAGGAAGGAUGAGUUAUGAAAUAUUGCACUCAAAUUUAAAAAAUAUACUGCCUUCUGUCACAACUAUUCACAGACAACUAGAAGAAAUGAAUAAUAUAUUAGAGGGUGAAGUGAGAAUUGAAGACUUAAAACUUUAUUUACAAAAGAGAAAUUAUCCACCCAUAAUUUUUAUAUCCGAAGAUCAAACUGCACUCAUCAAAAAAGUCCAAUAUGAUUCAGCUUCAAAUCAAAUGGUUGGCUUUGUAGCACCUUUACAGGAACAGACGAGAUUUCCUCGCAUUAACAAAUUCCCAGUUGAUUCAGUUAGCGACAUUGAAAAUGCUUUUAAGAAUAAAACAUUAGCAAUAAAUGCAUAUAUUUUUAUGGCUCAGCCAUUAGUAGAUGGAUCACCCGCAUUUUGUAUAUCAAUAUUUGGCAGUGAUAAUAGAUUUACCUCAGAAGAUGUUUAUAAACGAUGGCAAUAUCUCAUAAAGGAAGCAGGAAAACAUGGAAUUACAAUUUUGGGCUUUUCAAGCGAUGGUGACACUCGGUGCUUAAAAAGUAUGAAAAUUAUAUCGAAAUUGUCAUUUACUUCAUUGAACCCUUACUCUCCCUAUUUUCAGGCGAAUUACAAUUUAGAAAAUCCAGCAGUUUUUCAAGACACUAUACAUAUAUCAACGAAGCUUAAGACUCGUUUAUUAAAUGAAAAUAUUUCUAUGAAUAUGGGAGGAAAACGAGUAUCUAUUGACAAUAUCCGGUACAUAAUUGAAAACUAUCCUAGAGAUAAACACUUAUUAUGCAAGAGCUUCCUUGAAUCUUCCGACAAAAUGAACUUCAAUGCAAUAGACAAGUUAAGUUCUGAACAUGUCACAAAUAUGCUUAAGGAAGUUCCCAACGCCGAAGCUACAAGGCAAUAUUUAAUACUGACUCGCAACAUAUUGGAUGCAUUCUUGUUAAAAGAAAUUAGUGUUGAAAGACGAGUAUACCUAAUUUGGUAUUCAACUUUUUUCAUGCGUAUUUGGAAAGCCUGGCUAAAAAAAAAUGGUGAAAAUAUCCAAAAGAAUUUUAUCACCACAAAUGCCUAUACAUGCAUAGAAAUAAACGCUCAUGGAAUUAUUUUAGUCAUUGAAAAACUUCGGCAAAAUGGAAUUUCAGAAGCUUUUCUUCCAUGGCUGUAUAGCAGUCAGCCAUGUGAAAAAGUAUUUAGAGAAACUCGGUCCAUGAGUAGCACAUUUUCAACUAUGAUAAAUUAUACACUGCUGGAUGUUUUAAGAAGAUUAAAACGUAUACAAGCUAUGCAUGAGAUAAGCACAGACUUAGGUCCCAAUUUUAGAUUCCCCAGGCAAGAAAACAAACGACUUGGAAAUAAUUCAAGUGUCUUUAAAGUAACUGAGUUUCCAUCAACUGAUGAAAUGAUUAACAUAAUUAAAAAGGCCCAAGAAGACGCACUAUCUGACGCUAAAAAAAUUGGGAUGGAAAUGAACAGGGAUUGUUGUAUAGAAAUUAAUUUACCGACUUGUGACAAUCCGGAAGAGCAAGAAGAGGUGCAGGGAAGUAUAAUUAUCACUGAUACCAUUUCAAAGGAACAUGAGCCAGACCUCGAGCCAACUUUUCUAAUGAAGACCGGGAGUUUCUUGAAUAUACCUCUACAUUUAAUAAUUAUGACUCUUUACAUUUGAGAGACUAUACGGGUCAAAAGAAAGCACAAAAAUCGUGUCUGUCAGUGACACUUAAAGACAAAAAAACACGAAUUAUAAAAAAAUCUACUCUAAUUUGGUUUUUUCAGGAAAAACAGGGUCGUUUAUCAACCGACAGACUGCUCCGGGUAAAGGGAAUGACAGUUAAAAAUACGCAUAAGGGGUUAUAAAAAAAAAACAGUUCA
Molecule: messenger RNA, 3842 nt
Organism: Diabrotica virgifera virgifera (western corn rootworm)
Lineage: Eukaryota; Metazoa; Arthropoda; Insecta; Coleoptera; Chrysomelidae
Exons: 6
Coding region: 1-3639 (1212 amino acids)
Source: RefSeq, a predicted model, not a curated record